Messenger RNA from Sclerotinia sclerotiorum 1980 UF-70, 498 nucleotides. RefSeq lists its product as hypothetical. Bases 1 to 498 code for a protein of 165 amino acids. The record is from RefSeq and is a predicted model, not a curated record. The transcript has 2 exons. NCBI's taxonomy places the organism in Eukaryota, Fungi, Ascomycota, Leotiomycetes, Helotiales, Sclerotiniaceae.
AUGUCAAUCCUCGAUCGUAUAAAUCCACUCGGAUAUGGAGUUGGACGAACCACGCAUGCGAUAUGGAGAUUUUUUCAAUUCGUCAUGGCUCUGACUGUUAUUGGAUUAUAUGGAACUGAUCUAGCCAAAGCGAAUAGAGAACAUAAAUAUUCAGAUGGAAAAUGGGUCUACGCAGUAAUAACCGCCUCUCUCUCCGCAGCAACUUCUCUCCUCCAUCUAAUUCCCCUCUUUAACCUCAUCCCCGUCCUCUUUCUCUGGGAUGCUACCCUAUUUAUUCUUUGGAUUGCCCUCUUUGGUCUCUUUGGAAAUAUGUAUAUACAUGAGAGAGCAGAAGGAGAUGCGGGGGUGCAGAGGAUGAAAAAUGCUGUUUGGGUGGAUUUGGUUAAUGCGAUUUUGUGGGCGGUGAGUACGGCGGGUAUGGUGCUUUUUUGGAGUAGGGAGAAGAGGACUAGGUGGACGGGGAGGGCGAGUGGGAGGGCGGGUAGUCCGGGAGUUUAG